GAUCAAACAGGAGCAGGACCACAGAAUUUUUACCCUUUCUUACAAAUGGAGGAACACAAAGAUGCUCAACACUGUUUUCAUAACUCUUCUUGCAGGAAGGCUUCGCUAUCGACAUCUAUAUACAUAACACUGUACAUUUUGUUCUCAUUCAUUUCAGCGGUUACAGUAUUUUUGAACAUACUGGUGAUCAUCUCGAUCUAUCACUUCAAGCAGCUCCACACUCCAACCAACCUGCUCAUCCUCUCUCUGGCUGUGACAGAUUUCCUGGUGGGACUGAUUGCGAUACCAGUAGUGACUGUGGCAGUAAUGGAAUCAUGCUGGGUUUUUGGGAAAUAUUUCUGUGUGUUUUUUCUCUUCAUCGGUUACUUAAUUAUUUCUUUAUCUCUGGGCAAUUUGGUUUUGAUAUCUAUUGACCGUUAUGUAGCUGUGUGUUAUCCCUUGUUGUACCACUCAAAAAUAACAAUACCAAGAAUUAUCUGUUGGAUAUUGAUUACCUGGUGUUGGUGUAGCAUAUACAAUGCUGCUAUUUCAAGUAACUCUGUAACUCUACAGGUACCCAAAAUGUGUUUUGAAGAAUGUUUUAUUUUUGAAGGAUUUAACUGGAGUAAAACCAUUGAUUUUGUAAUUAUAAUGGUUGUCCCAUGCUAUAUUAUUAUAACACUUUAUUUCAAAAUAUUUGUCGUCGCCAAAUCACAGGCCAGAAAGAUAUUUUCAAAAGAGGCUGCCACCAAGUCUGGUGUUAAAACUGUACUGGUGAAUAAGACUGAGAGAAAAGCAGCAAAAACUCUAUCUAUUGUAGUUUUCACCUAUCUCACUUGUUGGAUUUCAAUUUUUUUUCUACAUUUUUUUUUUCUACAAUCAUUAACUUACUUACUCUUGCUGCCAUUUCUUAAUUCCUUAAUUAAUCCAAUAAUUUAUGCUUUCUUUUAUCCAUGGUUCAAAGCGAUAGCUAAACAUAUUUUAACUCUAAAGUUAAGGCGUUUAUAG
Molecule: messenger RNA, 987 nt
Organism: Oncorhynchus tshawytscha (Chinook salmon)
Lineage: Eukaryota; Metazoa; Chordata; Actinopteri; Salmoniformes; Salmonidae
Product: trace amine-associated receptor 13c-like
Exons: 1
Coding region: 46-987 (313 amino acids)
Biological process (GO): G protein-coupled receptor signaling pathway
Cellular component (GO): membrane
Molecular function (GO): trace-amine receptor activity
Source: RefSeq, a predicted model, not a curated record